Nicrophorus vespilloides is the source of this 937-nucleotide messenger RNA. It is a transcript of the gene Cpr57A, whose product is annotated as cuticle protein 19.8. Bases 274 to 912 code for a protein of 212 amino acids. Lineage: Eukaryota; Metazoa; Arthropoda; Insecta; Coleoptera; Silphidae. The record is from RefSeq and is a predicted model, not a curated record. Gene Ontology annotation, cellular component: extracellular matrix. The transcript is spliced from 3 exons.
UUGAUUGAUCAAAUGCGGCAAAACAAUGCGCCCGAAGGCCAGGACAUCUAUUUCCAAAGGAUGAUCAUCUUCACAGCAGCCCAUGCAAACACGAAGAGAACGUUUGCGGCUUUCACAUGAGCAACAAUUUAAUUGGAACACUGCAUCUAUUACGUGUAUAUUUGAGUACUUUCUCUUUCGGCAUCGCAUACGAAAACCAAGCAGUUCCAAUAAAAUCUUCGAAACGUUCACAUCUCGAAAAAUUAAAUUAAUACUUUGGUAUUAGCUAAAGUCAUGAAGACUACUUUGAUAUUUUUGGCGUUUUUCGGCGUCGCCUUUUGCGACGUGAUCCACAUCCUGGAGGAACCGACGACACCGGCUCCUCCACCUAAACCUUAUGCGUUCGGUUAUGCUGCUGGACGAUUCCCAGGACAUAUCGAUAGGACCCAUACCGAAAUCAGCGAUGGUCAUACCAUCCAAGGUGCGUAUUCGUACGUGGAUCCUUCUCACAAAAUCCGCACUGUCGAAUACAUCGCCGACAAGAACGGAUUCCAUCCGACGCUCAUCAACCCGGUUCCGUCCGAUCUUCCUAAAGACUCUGCCGCUGUAUCCGCUGCGAAGGAGAAGCAUCUCCAGCAGUUCAACACGAUCGCAGCCAAUCAUCAGGCCGGAUACAUUGCCAUUCCUCGCGACUCAGCUGCCGUGGCUCAUGCCAAGGAAGCACACCUGAACAGAUACAACGCCAUCGCCGAAGCCCACAGGGUCGUACCUGGUCAGGUUAUCGUUCCUCUCAACACUGCUGCAGUUCAAAGGGCGUCCGACAAACACCACAACCUGUUCGUGCAGAUCGCCGCCGAUCACGCCAGAAUCGCCGCAGAAAGGGAAGCUGAAAAACUCGCCGAAGAAGCCACAGCUCAGCCAAUUCACUAUUAAUUAUUGUUUACAGAUAUAUAAAUUA